UGGCGAAUUCAUCAUUUAUUGCGGAGCAGAAGAUUGCUCGCAUUAAAUCUCCUUAUCCUAAUUGAUUGGAGCAGAAGAUUGCUCGAUCACUCCUUAUCCCCCAAACAAUCCUACCUCUACAUAAAGAUUGGAGCAGAAGAUUGCUCAAUCUUAGGUAUCAUCUCCAAACUACUCAUUCCUUCCCCCGCAAUCAUUUCAAUGCCGAAAAGGACCAGACGUGCGGGUAGAAAAUAUCAGUUUCGAAAGUUGGCCGCGAUUUAUAGAAAUCUACAAGAGGAUUUAGACACGUUGUUGGGAAACAAUAACCCAGUGCCGACAGUGCUUAGAAGUGACACCCACAGCACCGCAGUCACCAGAGACUGUCAGGAAAACUUCAGACUGGUCCAACAUCGUGAACCGGUAUCCAGACCCCAACAGGAGACACCAGGAACUGCACCACAUUCCCAGACGCAGGGAUACUUUGCCACUGAUUACGUGGCCAAUCAGCAGCAGACCCAAGUUCCUGUCAGCCAGGAUCACGCUUCUUUUAAAAUAAGUCCUUCGACGGAGAAUUCCCUGAGUGGGCCAAGAGAAAAACUCCGACAACUGAAAAAUUAAGGAGUUUCUGGAGGAGAGGGAAAGACGUAGCAGUUGGUCUAGUUGACAAUCAUAAAUAAUUCGAGCUGAAUAACAAUGGGAAGACCUAGAGUGAUGGGUACAAACUUGGGAAAGGAGAUUGGCAACCGGAUUACCCUCUUCGGGAUGAUCAAAGCGGUGAGCUCGAACCAGACCAAUGUUGAAUUGCUGACCCCAGACAACAUUAAAGUCAAUGUAUCGCUCCCUGAACCUUUCACUGAGCCCGCUGAAGGAGGGAUGGAUGUCUUUGGAGUUGUCCAAUCGAAAUCCACAAUCAGUGCUGAUGGUUACGUCUACCGGAAACCCGAGGAACUCGAAAUGUUCAGUUGUCAGGACUACCAGGACUAUUUGAUACUGGUAAAUACCAUGAGAGGCCAGGAUGAGAACAUUCAGGCUGCCUUCCAUACAGUUUAAGUUAACAUAAACAAUAUAUUCAACUCCAAAUAUUCUGUAAGAAUUUUUUUUUCAUCUGAUCUGUCAUAAAUAAACAUUAAGAGUAUUUUAUCAAUUUUUUUUUGUCUUUCAUCGAUUUACACUGAAUGGUACGGGCAAUGAGAAACAUACGUUCUCAUCUGAUUGUCGAUGACAUCGAAGAAUUUUAAAAAUUAGUUUAUUAAUUUGAGAUAUUGUACUCCACUGGAAUACGUGUGGAAAAUACAGUCAUCUAAGCUUUGGGUAUAGUCCCAUUGGAAGGUUGUCUAUGUCGCUUUUCAUUUUAUUUUUUAUCUGUAAAGCUAUAUGAAUUUUAAAGUGAUUUUGGGAUUUAAAAAAUCCUCAAAAACGAUAGAUGUAUUGAUUUUCUAGUGAAAACAAAGAAAAAUAAUUUUUUUCUCAGGGAAAAAAAAUUUAAUUGCUCUAUAAGUUUCAGUUAAGUUUCUUCUCGCAAAAAUUAAUUAUUCUAUGAUGAAAAUGGCCUUGAAAAAUUCAGUUUUUUCAGAAGGUGUUUUCGAGACUGAAUUCUGUAAAACUCUGAUUUCAAUGAAUUAUUUAACGUCUAACUCGAAAAAUUUGAUUGAUCCUUAGCAAUAAAUAUUCCUUGGAUUUGAUUGACUGGUGCAUUUACAUUUUGGACGAUUUCACAGCUAAAUACAAUCAAUUUAGUCGAGCUACUCUUUUAAUAAAUUCAAAGAUGAUCGAAAACUUCACAAAAUUUUUACAAAACUAUAUUACAUUUCUAAUCGUGUUGUUUUCUCCAAAUUAGGUAUUAAUUAGUCGAAAAUUUAAAUUGGUAUUUUUUAUCACUACUGACACUUCAUAAAAGAUAAUCCAUCAUUAGGGAAACAAGUU
This is a messenger RNA of Diachasmimorpha longicaudata, 1902 nucleotides long. RefSeq lists its product as uncharacterized. The transcript has 4 exons. Bases 673 to 1029 code for a protein of 118 amino acids. Gene Ontology annotation, biological process: DNA repair; DNA replication; DNA recombination. NCBI's taxonomy places the organism in Eukaryota, Metazoa, Arthropoda, Insecta, Hymenoptera, Braconidae. The record is from RefSeq and is a predicted model, not a curated record. Gene Ontology annotation, molecular function: DNA binding. Gene Ontology annotation, cellular component: nucleus.